Messenger RNA from Pundamilia nyererei, 3259 nucleotides. Its product is annotated as cardiomyopathy-associated protein 5. Bases 93 to 2456 code for a protein of 787 amino acids. The record is from RefSeq and is a predicted model, not a curated record. NCBI's taxonomy places the organism in Eukaryota, Metazoa, Chordata, Actinopteri, Cichliformes, Cichlidae. The transcript is spliced from 2 exons.
CCCGACUCGAGCACGCUCGCUCGCUUCGUAUGUGAUCAGCAGAGCAGCAUCGAGUCGUGUUGAGAGGCUGAAGCAGAUCCAUACUGCUAACAAUGGCUACAGCAAUGGAGGAUUUUGCACAGUCAGAUGUUGACCCCGAGAUGACUGUGUUGACAUCUGAAGAUAUUACAGAACAAAACCUUGAUGUUACUGAUGAAGUGGAGACCCUUCAAAACAGCUUACGCGAGGCUGUCCACGAUGAUAACGUCCGGCCUAAGAUGCAGUGCCUAAUGAUGGACUCCUCCUUCUCCAUGGUAACUAUGCAAGGGGAGGACAGCGGAAUCGCAUGGGAGACGACCCCCAGUCGCUGCACCACACCAUGGAUGUCUGAAGCUGGACUCCCCUCUGUGGAUCUCAGUGCAAUACAGCCUGCAACACCUGGGUCUCAUCCAGCAGGCAAAAUCAUUUUUGUCAUGGAUGAGGAGCUUAUCUCAAGAAGGAAGACAACCAAGGAGAGGGCAAGUGGGCCGAAAAGCAAAGCAGAUAGAAAGCGAGAAGUCCUGGCAGAAAGCUCUGAGAACAUCUCAGGGCGGCCAGAGUUAGUGGAAGUCUCUCAACCAAAUUUGAAAAGUGACGGAGAAGGAGACCAAGAGGAAACAACUGAUCCUCAGGAAGACAAAGAGCAGCAGCUGUUCAGCUUAGUGUCAGAAGGCUCUGAAAUCCUCAACAUUGUUGUUCCCCAAAAACUGGCCACCGUGGAUGAAGAAGUCAGCAAAGAAAUGGUGGACAAUCUUUCAUACCUGGAGGAAAGUGUUGUUCCUAAAGCUAGUGAGGAGAUCCAUGAAAAUGAGCUGCUGAUCUCAGUAGAAACGGGCCCAACAAUAGAUUACCAAGCCAGCCCCCGCCCUCCUGUGGAUCUAGAUUCCAUGGAUCCACCGGGAGCUCCGGUGGCCAGAAUGCAAAGCAGAGCAGCAGCAGGAAAUGUGGACUACUUUGAGGCAUUCGCCCUGAUUGAUGCUCAAGCUCCAGGAGGUCCUGCUGUGGCUGCAGGAGGACAGGUGGAACCAGAGGCAAAGACUGCUACUGAGAGUCAGUACACUGAGAAACAUGCACAGACUAAAGAAAGCACCAGCACCAAAGGUGCAGAUGUUGACAAGUCAGACACAAUCAGUCUGGUGGAACUUGCUAACGAGCUUUUAGAUGAAGUCUUUUAUGGCGGUACAGACGAAUACUUUCUGAAAGGUCCAGGGGCAACAGAUGGAGGUGGAGCAGCAGAAAGUGCACUAUCUAGGCUUCCCUCAAAACAGAGUGGUUCGAAUUUGUUUGGAAGCCAAGAAGAUGUCCUCACACCAAUCUUUCUACCCGAAGGGCCUCCGAAAAUUAUUGAUCCCAUUUUGCUGGAGGAACCCAAAGCCAUGGCCUUUCUUUAUACAGACCUUUACGAGGAAGCACUCGGCAGCCGGAAAAAAGAAGAAGACACUGAAAGUGUGACCUCGGAGAAGUCCUUCCACAGCAGGCAUUCAGACCGAGAGGCCAGGGGAUAUUUAGAGAAAUAUGUCCUGAUAGAUGAGACUCCUGUUGUGGAGGGGGAACCAACAGAUAAAGAAAAAUGCCCAGAGGAAGGACCUCGGAUAAUGUCCGAGGAUUUGUAUGAUCUUGAUGUUUUUGUGACCAAACCUGAAAAAGGAGAGGUGCCUAAUUCAGAGGAGGAUAUUACAGACUUCUUCAGGUCCAGCGCCAAUUCUUCUCCGUGCGACAUAGAGCCUUUCCCUCGACUUCUGGAAGAAGACGACACACAAACAGCAAAAAAGAGUAAAUCCAAGACAGUAAGGAGUGUGUCUAUAACAGCUGAAAAACCAACAGAAAUCCCAGUCGAUGAACUUAGCAUCUCUUGCUUUGAGUUUCCCUCAGAGGAAGCAGACUGGACAAGUAUAGAUGAUCAUCCCGCAGCCUUGGAAGAGAGCAAUGUCUGUGUUCGGGAUUUGUGGAAAAAAGAUUCAGAAAUAGACAAGCCAGUCGCUCCUCCUAGGAGAAAAGUAGCAUCCCCUCCUAAGACGUGUCUAGAUCUAACGCCUCUGACUCCAAUUGUGCAGGAAAACGAAGAGGCUGGAGGGAAGGAGCAAAGAGAGGAGGAGAAAGAGACGGCAUCGCCGGCAGAGACUGCUGAUGAAGGCGACGGAGAUGGAGAAGAGAAUGCGUUGGCUGUGGCCAAAACAGAAGCUGAAAGCGUACAGGACGGGAAUGAAGUGACCACCAGAGAUGAGAGAGAUGGAAAGCCAACUGAAGGAGAAAACCCCAAACCAGAAGAAGGAGAGAGAAGCCAGACCGAAACAGUUACAAAACAAACUGAACUAGAGACAGAUGUUAAGUCAUCAGAAACAGAUCCAACAGAGAACAAUGCUGAGAAACAAGAAGAUAGUUCGACAGUUUUUCCAACUGAGCAAGCCAAAAACAAAGGACAGUGUGUAAUACUUUAGUGCGCUACAGUCUUUUUCAAUAAACUUGGUAUUAAGUGCUGUAACAGAUCAAUAUCCAUAUUUGGGCUUAAAAUGUCAGUAAAUGUAAAGUGCAUUAAAUUAAGAUAAAUUCUUAAAGCUCAGAUUUGCAUAUAUAAUCAAAGUCUUAUCUAAAACCUUUGCCUUCAGAUUGAUCAUAUAUCCUUUGUCUCUGCAGGUGAAGCCAAACUGUCUGCCAAUAGCGCAUGAGUCAUAGCAUGAUUGAUGAGAGUGGUUCACAUGUGCAAAUAAAAAGGAUAAGCGUGCAUGUGUCGGUGUCUGUACGGUGUCAGGGUGCAUCUUCAGCUAUAAAUAAGCCCUUCUGGCCAUUAACUCGACACCUUAUCUAAACUGGGAGCCUGUGUUCCGCACAACCGCUUGUAAACAUCCAAGACAGAGUCUGUGAUCCGUGCAGAUGAGCCUAUUUACCUGUGGUUAUUCCUGACAAAUUAUCCACCCUGCAAAUCUUUGUUUAAUCACGGAUGUGCUUGGAACGUGAAACUUCUUGACAAUGUGCAUCCAUCGCUAAGCCAAAUGGGGUGUGAUGUUUUGCACCCUGUCAAAAUAAUCUGUAAUUAAAGAUCUUCAUCAAAUGUUAUAAAAUUUUGCAAAUGCUUUUUUUUUAAAAUUAUCAUAAAAAUGUUCAAAGGCAUUUAUAAAAGUUACGUAUAUUUCUCCUGCAUCAUCGAAAAGAUAUCUCCAACUUAACCAAACGUAGCUCGUUUUAGUCUGCUUUAGCACAGCUGUCUCAAAAUGAACAAAAUAUUCCCCAAUGUAUGCACAUA